GACAUAUUAAUGAAGCAUGACGGUAAAAGAUAAGCCUAGAGAUGAUGGUAAAAUAUUGAUGCGUAUGACUUAAAACAGAAUAUCAAUUAUAUUGUCAGCAUCGGGGAUUUAAAUGGAAUUUUGAUUGUCAUGCGUUGUUUUUUUUCCCCAUAUUUUCAAGAAAUAUUUUUAGAAUAAAUCCCAUGCAAUGAACGAUAUUCUGUGGAAAAAGAAUAGCCAGUUACUUAGUCAUUGUUACGUCACAGGAAGGACAAUAAGUGAACAGUUGGAUGAAAUGAAUAAUAAAUAGCCGCGAUGCAGGGAUACACUUAAAGACGAAAAUUAUGAGAAAAUUACAAGAUAAGGAACUGACUUGUGUUAAUUAUUAACAGACCCGUCUGUGUCGCUAUUAGCCCCUAGGAAAAGGAUCUCGAGCCGAGGAGGGUCUUACCCACGACAGCGCAGUCCCCGUUACAGAGGAUCUCACUUCAUUUUUUUUUCUUCAAAAUAAAAUAUCGAUCAAAACAUUAGAUUGGAAUGGGCAUUUGGGAUUUAACUUUUGAUUAAUGAAAUGCUCCUUGUGUAUGGAGAUUAAUUUUGGAAUUAAUGGAUUUACCAUGGUUUUUCACUGUCAAUGCGUUUUAAAUACGAAAUGAAGGAUUAAUCUGCGGCAGACAAAAAGGAUCUUCACUUAAAAAUGGAUGUUAAAGUAUAUGAAAUAUAGUAUUACUAGCAUUUUACAAGCGGAUUGUACUGUAACGAAAUCGUUGUAUUUGCAAUUAAAGCGUUUGAAUAAAUAUUAGCAUACCGAUGUUUAAAUUGACAUUAAAUUUAUACAAACUGUAUAUUACAAUUCAUGCCCUGAAAUAACAAUAUAUUGUGAAAGUAUUUGACUCAUAUUAUAUCGUAUUUCACUUCUUAAACCAAAUAAAAAUAUUAGCUGCUCAAGGACAUACUUAAAGGAGAAAUUAGAACUUACAUUGGGGGUGGCACAGAUUCAAACAACUUUCCUAAGUGAUUUUCGUGAUUUUCAUUUCCACGGUACUCAAAUUCUAAUUGAGUUAAUUACUGGUUAACAUGACGUUCCUGCUGAGUAAUUAAUCAUCUACCGGUCUUAUCUAAAGGUUUUCUACAAUCAAGGACGCAUUGGAAAAAAUAGCCACAAUAGAAAGAAUGGAUAAAAGUGACAUUUCGCAUGUAAAACCUCAAAUUUUGUUAUGAAACAAAUAGACACUCGUAUAUUAUACUACGAAAAAAAAAACCGUUCAAAUAUGAUUUGACGGACAAUUAUUUCGAACAGAUUAAUUGAUUUAAAUAAAUGUUUCGGAAAUAAUAUUUCGUUUCGGAGUGCUUAAAGAAAAUAACAUACAGGUAUAUAGUUGUAUCGAGUGAACAUUGUUGCUGUACCUAUAUCUUACAUGUAUGUGUGUUUUCCCAAUAAAACAGACAGGUAAAGUGCAUUCAGGAAAUGUUCGCACGAUUUUACCUACAUGUAUAUUGACUCACAGAUUCCUUAAGAUUGGUGCGCAUUCUUUUCGGAGAUUUAUACGUUUUAAAGCGUUUCGAUUAUAGAUACUUACAGAUAGUUAAAACACAUAGGUUAUCGUUUGUGUCAAGUAUAUUAAAGUGUUGGAUUUACGACGAAACCCUGAUCAAACAGAAUUUAUCUAUCGAUGGAACUGUUUAAACAAAAGUUUUGUCGAUUUUACGAACUCUUCAAAUCAAGGUAACGACUUCGGCUUAGUUUUCAACAACAGUACUUGUUGUCUUUGAGCAGGUUAGUGUAAAGUGUACAAACACUUAAACAUACACACUGCACUUGAACUUAAUUAUUAAACAAUCGUUUCAAACCUCAGGAUGGGGUACGGUAUUCAACGUUUUAUCGGACCUGUUGAUCCUAAUUUGAUAUGUGGAAUAUGUAGCGCUGUUCUUGAGGAUGCCGUUUUGACGCCAUGUGGACACACGUUCUGUUUGUGCUGCAUUACUACGUGGCUGGGACGGCCAAGCACUGACACGUGUCCAGAAUGUCGGAGCAACGUGUCUAUGGAAAACGUGAAACCCGUGCUUUCUCUUCGUAAUCUCAUAAACGGUUUUGAUGUUGAAUGUGACUACAAUGAUCGUGGAUGUAAAGUCAUCAUUAAGUUAGACAGACUAAAAGGUCACUUAGAGACCUGUGGGUAUGUGCCAAUCGAGUGUGCUGGGUGCAACAGUACUAUCAGCAGAUUCGAACUCGCUGCCCACCAAAUCAGGUGUGAAGCCAUAGCUAAUUCAGUCAGGGACGACGAGGGUGAAAGUGAUACCUCUAUUAGACUAGGAAAUAUACGUUUCAGCCAUACAUUGAAUUCAGCCGACAUAUCUGAACUUAUCUCUAAAAUAGCGAGUCUGGAAUUCCAGGUAAAAACUUUGAAACGAGAUCUUCAGAUAACUGAAUCAAAGAAUCGCGUUUUAGAACGAGAGUACCGUAAAACGAAGGAAGAACUUCAACAGAAAAGGAGUGAACUUAUAGAACUAAACAGUGACUACGACCCGGAUUAUGAAUAUGGGUAUACGCCCCAAAGUAUAGCUAAACUUUCGUUCCUCAUUGCGAGGUAUCUAUUAAAGAAGCCUUCAUACAUAGACAGGGAUAAAAUAUUCAGUGCGGUGCGAAGAUGUUACGAUAAAUACGCCCGGUGCGGUUCUGAGUUUGAGCACGAUGUUCACAUGCUUCUGGCCACGGCAUUCGCCAGUAACUGGUUCACAGAGAGCUACAAAACUACUAUACAUUACUGGCUACAGAGCGUUGUCCGUUAUAGACAGAUAGUGACCAGCUCGUCCAAAUACCAAUCUCUUGUGAAAUAAUAUAUUAUUUUAUUCAAUAUUCAGAUCUAUUAAAAUGCAACUUUUGUAGUAUUUUACCUAUUAAAGCUCGAAAGAAUAAGAAAUCGGACACAACGUGUCUUUUGAAGUUACAGAUACCCUUUUGUUUGAUAUCUAGAAUGAAAUCAAGAGAAAUUUCAAUGGAAGUCAUUGAUAUAGCAUGCAUUUUUACAAUUAAAAACGCAUUUAUUUAUAAAUAUUUACGACCUACAUAAAUAUCAAUAUUUUUUUCACAACGCUCAUUUUUGCAAAAUCACUGCACAAAAAUGAAAAAAAAAAAGAAAAAAAGAAAGGUUUUAGUAUUUCGCUUGCAAAAUGAUUUAUUUCAAAUGACACGUGGAUCAUAUGUCACCCUAUGUUAAACAAUUUUCUUUUUUAUCACUUUACAAAAGAAAAUGCAAGAUGAAGAAAUUCUGAUCGUUAAUAAACUAUCAAUUUAUAUAUUCGAUCUGUCGAUAAGAUUAUGUCUAUUUCUUCACUUGUCACAAGUAGUUAUUGUAGAGCAAAAGAAAAUUUAUAAUGCACAUUUAUUUGCAGUUUAGAUCAUGUUUCAGUUUAUUCACAUUAAAUGUAACAUUAUUCCACACCCAAAAUAAAAUAAAAAAAGAU
This is a messenger RNA of Mercenaria mercenaria, 3444 nucleotides long. Its product is annotated as E3 ubiquitin-protein ligase NRDP1-like. Gene Ontology annotation, cellular component: plasma membrane signaling receptor complex. Lineage: Eukaryota; Metazoa; Mollusca; Bivalvia; Venerida; Veneridae. Gene Ontology annotation, biological process: protein K63-linked ubiquitination; tumor necrosis factor-mediated signaling pathway; regulation of canonical NF-kappaB signal transduction. The transcript has a single exon. The record is from RefSeq and is a predicted model, not a curated record. Bases 1837 to 2817 code for a protein of 326 amino acids. Gene Ontology annotation, molecular function: metal ion binding.